AUGGCAACUAUGAACCCAGACCUUAUGAGCAGCUGCGCUGCUCCACUGCUGAUGUCGUUGUCCGUGACUAUUUUCUCCGUCGAUCUCGCCUUCGCGACCGGAUGGAAAGACGGUCCGGUGUCCCGGGGAUUGCUCAUUUUCGCAUUCUCCAUCAUUUUGCUUUUCGCUGUUGGUUUGGCGUCCGAGAAGAGUUCAGGUUCGGGGGUGGGCAUUCGAAAUCUCGCGGGAAAUCUUUCCGUGAUCGUCAAGAUUCUCAAUGACCUCCGGGGCAUAGCUGUUAGUCACAAGUAUUCCGCUCUACCACAAUACGAGUCUUAUCCAUACUUUCAGACCCUUGCGCAACCUGCUGCCGCCGACGAUCCGGGUGUCACCGCCGCUGACUCGGACGCUUCCAACACGGCGCAAUCACCAUAG
Molecule: messenger RNA, 414 nt
Organism: Suillus clintonianus
Lineage: Eukaryota; Fungi; Basidiomycota; Agaricomycetes; Boletales; Suillaceae
Exons: 3
Coding region: 1-414 (137 amino acids)
Source: RefSeq, a predicted model, not a curated record